Molecule: messenger RNA, 13782 nt
Organism: Porites evermanni
Lineage: Eukaryota; Metazoa; Cnidaria; Anthozoa; Scleractinia; Poritidae
Source: the annotation of a GenBank genome assembly
AUGAAAAAAGACAUCAGGGAGGAUGGAGUAUUCAAGAUAAAUGUGGAAACAUCCUCGCUAAUUUUCAGGUACGGAUGGUAUACAUAUACUGUAGUUGAGUACUUUGUAACUCAAUGUUAACUUAAUAAAUCAAUUCAAAGGCCUUUCUCAGCUCAAAAAUAUUGCACAUUACAAAUACCAGUGAGAGAUCUUGAGAGAUCUCAUUACCAUUAGAGAGUUUGGAGUAGAUCUUCACAUAUACUAUACAUUCAGUUUCAGAAAGAAAUGCACAGAAAACAUUAUAUUGUACAAUAGUAGUUACAUGUACAUGUAUAUCUGCUGAUGUUGAGGUUUUGAGGAAUAUUAUAACCAAUAGAGAAUUUUUUGAGAAGCGACCAAUUUUCAUUUCAUCUACAUAUAUAGAACAAACAGUAUAUUGCACAGAAAACAGUAUAUUGUACAAUAGUAGUUACAUGUGCUUGUAUAUCUGUUGAUGUUGAGGUUUUGAGGAAUAACAAUUAUUAUAAGAAGUCACCAAUUUUAAUUUUAUCUACAUAUAUAGUACAAACAGUGUAUUUAUCAUUUCUUUCUGUUCAAAUAGAGGUUUGCAGCCUGAGCAAGAAGUAUUGUUGACUCAUGGNCUCUGACUCUGCUUGUUUUCUCACCAUAGGGCUAUAAUAAUAUCUGGAGGACCCAACAGUGUGUAUGCCGAAGAUGCACCCAAGUAUGAUCCAGCUAUUUUUACCAUUGGACUGCCAGUCCUAGGCAUAUGUUAUGGAAUGCAAGUAUGUCUACAUGGAUAUUAUAAGUAAUUUGUUGAAAUGGAGAAGUAGUUGAAACCCAGGUUAAUCAAACUCUCUAGGGGAAAACAUUACUUUGAUUUACUUUGGAGUUUGAGUUAACAAGGUUCUACUAGUAUUCUACUGCAAAUUUGAGCACUUUCACACAUUUUAGCAGUUAGGUAAGGGUAUACAUUGUACAUGUUGUACAUAGGAUUUUUCUUUAACAAGUGAGGGAGACGUGGUGAGGAAGAGACAAAAAGAAUUUGGAACACAUAGAAGCAAACAAACAUAGCAGCAAACAAACCUUUUUUUAAUUAGUUUACCCUUAUGUUACUUCUGAUCUGUACGCUAUUGUCUAUGGGGGUAACAAAACAUGUAAAUAAAGUCGUCAUCAUUAUUAUUAUUGUGUUUUUGUCUUAAUCUAAAGAUGCUUAACAAAGAGUUUGGAGGAAGUGUCAUGAAAAAAGACAUCAGGGAGGAUGGAGUAUUCAAGAUAAAUGUGGAAACAUCCUCGCUAAUUUUCAGGUACGGAUGGUAUACAUAUACUGUAGUUGAGUACUUUGUAACUCAAUGUUAACUUAAUAAAUCAAUUCAAAGGCCUUUCUCAGCUCAAAAAUAUUGCACAUUACAAAUACCAGUGAGAGAUCUUGAGAGAUCUCAUUACCAUUAGAGAGUUUGGAGUAGAUCUUCACAUAUACUAUACAUUCAGUUUCAGAAAGAAAUGCACAGAAAACAUUAUAUUGUACAAUAGUAGUUACAUGUACAUGUAUAUCUGCUGAUGUUGAGGUUUUGAGGAAUAUUAUAACCAAUAGAGAAUUUUUUGAGAAGCGACCAAUUUUCAUUUCAUCUACAUAUAUAGAACAAACAGUAUAUUGCACAGAAAACAGUAUAUUGUACAAUAGUAGUUACAUGUGCUUGUAUAUCUGUUGAUGUUGAGGUUUUGAGGAAUAACAAUUAUUAUAAGAAGUCACCAAUUUUAAUUUUAUCUACAUAUAUAGUACAAACAGUGUAUUUAUCAUUUCUUUCUGUUCAAAUAGAGGUUUGCAGCCUGAGCAAGAAGUAUUGUUGACUCAUGGGGAUUCUAUUGAUCGAGUUGCUAACAACUUUAAAGUCAUUGCCAAGUCUGGUGAUAUUAUUGCUGGUAUGAAUGUUGUAGUUAAUUUUUUAUCUCAUGUAAUUUUUGUUUUUCUUUGGGUAUGGUAAUGUAUGCUAAUAAAGGUGAAACAAGAGAAAAAAAAAAUUACCUGAGAUGUAUUAUAUACAAAAAUGAUCACACAUGUUUGUGCUCUUGGUUUUAUUAUUAUUAUUAUUAUUAUUAUUAUUAUUAUUAUUAUUAUUAUUAUUAUUAUUAUUAUUGUCAUCAUCAUUAUCAUUAUUAAUGUAUUAUUAUUAUAUUAUUAUUAUUCCAAGUUCACAUGACCCCUACCGUCUGGCUUCGUGAUGCAAACACCAGUAUAAUUUGAACAUUAUUUUGGCACUGUCAGGGAUUUGGUUUCAGGUUAACUAUAUCAACUGACUUUUGUGAGUGCUUUUCUAAGGACUAGUAUAGUGGAACCUCGAUUUAUUAAUGAGGGGCCAAGGGACUGGCGAAAUUUGUUUGCUACAGUGAGGUUACAUUUCAUCGAGGUUCUUUUUCAUAAAUUUUACUGUUACUGGGGAAAAGAAUUUAAUUGUUUGUCAUACCGUGGACUUUGUUAUAUAGAGGUGCGUUAUAUUGUGGUUCCACUGUAGCACUGAAAGUUCACCAGCUACAUGUCCAUAUACAUUUACUGUCAUCAACACCACAGUAGACAAUCAAAACUCCAUAGGAAAAGCAAAGUGAGACAGCAGGGCUGCACAGGCCCAACUACUGGUACAUUGUAUCUGUUUUUGUAGAAGUGACGUUAGUUUAGAGGACAAGUUAGUUUAGAAAUUUUAUUUUCCUGGGACCAACAGAAACGUUCAUAACAAAGAGAUGUCACUAAGGAGAAGUUCAAGUGUAUACAUACAACAUGUUUUAACUCUUUGUAGGCAUUGAGGAUGAAUCACGCAAGUUAUAUGGAGUACAGUUUCAUCCAGAAGUUGAUCUCACAGAGAAUGGCAUAACAAUGAUCAAAAAUUUUGUUUACGGGGUGAGUAUACAUGUAGUGUUGUAAAAUAACAGACUGGUUGUUUGUAAAUCUUGUCUCAUCACUGCCAGUUUUGGAUUUAAAAAACGUCACCUUUCAUUUUGAAUUUUUUAUACCAUUGUUGGCUGAAGAUGGGUCCGUAGGGAAAGAACGAUUGUUGUAAAGCUGAUGUGAUAAACAAUUAUCAAAAUAAUAAUAAUUAUUAUUAAUGUGUGUUUUAUCUGUGAAUUUGCCAGUUCUGAUGCACAUGUAUCUUAGUUUUUACUCAUCCAAAUACCAUUGGCUGAGGAAGAGCAUCGUCUAUGUCACUCUUAAAAGAUUUCAGCUACUUUUUUUCUUUUAAGUUGAAGUACACGUAAUGUACAGUGUAUGAAGAAUUAUCUCAGACCUUGUUGUUAAAAGCAGCUACCAGCUACUGUUUUUAAAGCUUUGCUCAUCAUGUCAAUACUUGACAUGCAGACCUUGGUAUCAUUUCACUUUUAACAGUUUAAAUUAAUAGUCACACUUCACUGUGGCUUUGCCUGAGGCAAAUAGCCUGCACAAAACUGAAUCAUUUCAACGUAAAGAGAAGUAUUACUUGUUAAAAGACAUUAAUUUCACGUGUAUAGAACUACAUUUACUAACAAUAUUACAGAAUAGCCAAUCUGGUGCGUGUGUUGAUAAAAAUAAUAAUAAUAAUAAUAAUAAUGCCCUUUUACAUCAAGGGUGUUUAAAAUCUGGCGUGCCAGACUUGCCUUCAUACAUGUACAAUGAGAAAAGUUGCUUUUGACAUUUUAUCAUCAGGUUGUUGGUUGUUGUGGAACAUAUACUGUAGAUUCCAGAAUGGACACGUGUAUCAGACAAAUUAGAAAGACUGUUGGCAAUAUGAAAGUUUUAGUAAGUACUGUUUGUCACAAACUUUGCUAUAUUAUUGUGAAAAAAAUAGAAGAACACACUCCUAACAGACCAGUGAGUUUGUAUGGGACAAUGUUCAUUGAACAGAUCUUAGCCUUGUGUGCUGCAUCCUUGCAUACUUAGUAGAAGAAAUACCAUCAUCAACAACUUGCCAGAGGAGAGAGGGCCUGGGAUAUACUGAAAAUCAGGCAAUUCUGCUUCUUGGGUUAUUACACUUCUCAAACUCAUUAACAAAUACAAUAAGAAAAAUACAAAGGAAAUUUAUGUUUAAUUGGUGUUUGGAAAUCAGAUGAAAAGUUGCUUAUUUUUGCAUCCUUAACUUUCCCAUCUAAAAUCGUUCUUGUUUGAGAAGUAAUAUCAAGCAUUCGACACAGUGUUUCAUCAACAAAUGAAACACUUCGAAGUUCAUUGCAUUUUCAACUCUUUUGUCAGUGUUUCAUGUGGUGGUGAAACAUUGCUUCUCAUGCUAUUACAACAAGAAUGCUCUAAUAACUGCACAUGCAGGCAACCCAAUGCAGCCUCUUAACCUGUGAAAUCAAGGGAGCUGCUAGCCUUCGCCACAGGUGAAAUGAAGUCCGUCUGUCAGCCAGCAGCAAAUCCUUCUUCUGGAACCCCUGCUGGGUAUGAGGAUCUGAUUUGCCUGCUAAAAAAAGCUAUUUUUGAUUUUCCAAUCAAGUUAAACGGAAGUUUGAAGACACACUUCUGGUAAUUUGUUGAGUUCACUGGAGAUCCAGAACAAGGAUCUCAGCACUGCUUCGCAAACAUUAUUACGUGUUAUUAGGCAGGGUUAGAUUAGCUCUGUAACGCAAGCUAGAGUGCCAUGCUGGGUCAUGGUAUGAGAUUCUUGUAAUGCCUUAGCUUUCCUACACCAUAGUCUCCCAAGGGCAAAAGAAGGCCAUCUGGAGUGUCUAGAGCUGCUAAAGAACAGCCCUGUACAUGUACCUUUAUCAUUAUAGUCAUUGUAAUCAUUAUUAGAGCGGUUUUCAUUUGAGUGUCGAAAAGUAAUUGGUUUUGCACUUUCUACACGAUGCGAUUGGCUUAAAAGAUUCGCGCCACCUUUUCAUCCAAUCAGAAGUAAAACCAAAGCCAAUUGUGAAAGAGCGGUUUUCAUUUGAGUGUCGAAAAGUAAUUGGUUUUGCACUUUCUACACGAUGCGAUUGGCUUAAAAGAUUCGCGCCACCUUUUCAUCCAAUCAGAAGUAAAACCAAAGCAUAUUGUGACGCGCUCGCAUGCAUUUUCCCGCGCUUUGCGUCAGCCACAUGUAAUUACUUCGAGUUUUGAUUGGUUCAAUGUAUUGUCUGUGUCCUAUGUUAUUGGCCAGAGUAAUUACUUUGGUUUUGGUUUUACGACACUCAAACGAAAACCACUCUAAUUUUGAAGGGUAUUGCAGGAUCUACUGUACAAUUAUUGUGCUGACAUGGGAAAGCUGUAUUGUUUCUCCAGGACUGAAAAAUGUCUUUCCACAACUUGAUAAUCAUGGCUGGUUUUAUUUCAGGCACUAUUAAGUGGAGGAGUGGAUUCAACGGUCCUUGCCGCUCUUCUUCAUAAGGUAAUAGGUUGCAUUUCUGUUGCGUUAAUGUCACCCAACAGCCCAUAGCUACAACACUGUACUGUGUACAUGUACAUUUGAAACAUCCUGGUUUUGAAGAACAAGGAAAAGUUACUUAAUGUACAAAUCUUAACUGCUAAGUCAUGGGUUUAAUAAUGGAAGCCCAUGAGCUUUCUAGGUUGGUUACAUUGUAUUUAGAACUUUAAGGGCACUGUAUUUACCAAAAGUCAGAACUGAGCAGGCAGACUGUUCAUCUUGAAAAAAAAAAUGAAAUAUGCCCUUUUCGAGAGUUUUCACCAAAAACCCAACAAUGCUGUGCACAGAAAUUUAAAAAAGACUAAUCUGGUUGGACGGAUCUGUUUAACGGUGGAAUUUUCUUUAGUGAUAGACUGGUUGGCGGGGCAAUUCUGACUAAAGGAAAAUGGUCUUAGACUGAAGCAUUUUGAACUUACUUGUAAAUCUUUACGUCUUCUUGUAUCUUAUUGUUUCCAGGCCCUUGCGCGUGACCAAGUUGUUGCAGUGCAUGUAGAUAAUGGUUUCAUGAGAAAAAAUGAAAGUCGCCAAGUAGAGGAAUCACUAAAACGACUUGGAGUCAGAUUAAAGGGUAACGGCAAUUGAUACACUAUCGUUUUUGUAUAUUUCCAGAGUCCUUAUAAAAUCUCUAAACGUCGCGAUGAACAACAGUCUCUAUCGAGAAACGAGUCAUAAACAAACUUUAUCAAAAUCCCAAGAGUUAAUCCUCUAAUAAGAAUUUGACCAACAAUGUCAUGUAUUGAAUUUCAUUUUGUAAAAUACUCUAAGACGAAUAGUGCCACGUGAAAGUAAGACUGAAGAAGUUUUUCGUUGAUCUUCAAUAUGCUAUUUUGUUUUCUUUCAUAUUCGCAUAAAUUGGUCAAGAUCUUAUCUCGCAUCCGUUAGGCCGAGAAUCUCGGUCGUUCUCUUUUCUGUGGGCAGUUCUAAAUGUUAUGAAACAACAUUUUACCCUUGCUCGUUAAUGAAACAAAGUUAUCGUACAGUCAUAAAAUAUGUGGUAAGCAAGAGUUCUUAUUUUUUGAUAAUCACAUUGUCUCUGCGUUCCUCUUCUCCAGUUGUAAAUGCUGCACUUCGGUUUUACAACAGUUCCACAGUGAUAUCAGGUAGAAAAGAUCAACCGGCCGUCAAAAAGCAAAUCACGAAAACUUUGAACGUUACGACCAAUCCUGAAGAAAAAAGAAAGAUCAUAGGAGAUACUUUUAUUAAGGUAUGAACUUGCUGUUUUCUGCCCAGUGUUUGAGUUUAAGUACGGAUGUAAAGGUGCGCUCGCUCUGCGGGCGCUCAUAUGUGGACAAAAAAUGCCCCCGAAAUUGCGCCCCCUUUGAAGUGGAGUUCGAUCUGGAACAAGCCAUUUUGAAUGCUUGAACCUUCAAUAUAGCACGUUUUAAAAACAGGGAGAAAGGUUUCUGCUGUUUUUCUUUAUUUCUUACCUAGUAAGAAGUUGUAAAUACUAUUUUCUUGGUAUGGCGGUGAAGGUAUUUUGGCCAGUUACCGGUUGUAGACCCGGCGGAAGUGCAACCAGGGGCGCUUUCCAUUUAGGCAAAACUUCCGGUUGGAAGUUCCGGAAACAUUCCGGGUUAGAAGGAAAGGCUUUCCAACCAUAGAGCCUCGUUUGCAAUCUCAUUGCUCGUGUGAAUCAAAAAUCUAAAAGCGAAAGUAAUUUUCAAUCACUGUGGCAAUAGCAGCAGUUUGUUGCUGUUUUGUUAGAAGACAUUAGAACAGAUUUCAGAGAACUAUUUUCAACGGAUUCCAUUCUGAACGAUAUGAGAAGAGGGAAAAGAAAAACUGCAACUGCCCGAGAACAACGCUCACUGGCAAACAUUGGAAAUGGCGGGACAAAUUCAAGGCGCCAGCCGCCGGCCGACACAGAAUUGCGCAAAUGGAAGUGGAACACCUCGGAAGGUCCUUCGGUUGUUCCGAAAAAUUCCCGGUCGAACUGCGCGUUCAAUUUGCAUUUAAACCGGUCGAUCCGGUAAUUUUGCCUAAAUACAAAGCGCUUCAGACUGGUAUUACUACGUUAUGCCGUGGAAGAAGUGUGACUUAACAAUUAUAGAUUUGAAUUUGCUGUACGGGUGCGUGUGUUCUUUCAGGUUAUGUUACACAAAUCAAAGAGACAAUUUUUAACUGUACAAUCUUUUGACUGCAGAUCGCUGAUGAAGUUAUCAAUGAGCUUAAUCUCACAGAACACAACACUUUCCUAGCACAAGGUAUUUCCAUAAUCAUUAUUUCAUUUCCAAUACUAGGUGUUAGUACAAUGUAUCUUCAACCAUCUUGACCAUACAGGACGUAUGAUUUCCACCAUCUGCGAACUCCCUUCAUACAACUUCAUUAUUUUCUCCACUAUUAAGGGAGGACAGGCGGGGAUGGUAACCCGGGAGAAAGGGGGGAGGGGUAAGGAGGCGAGAGAAAAAAGGGUAGUCUAAAUAAUAGAAAGAUUAAAGGGAAGAAGCCAAGGAAACAAGAGGUGGGAGCCGGUUAUGCAAUGUACGGGAGGCUGGGGGAGGGGUUGGACCCCCUGUUCCCACGCUCCGCUCUUACAAAACGAUGCCAAAACGAGUGUUUAGCCUCAUGAAUUCUUUAACCUGCAAGAUGGAAACUCUCGGAAGAGGGGAGGGAAUCCUUCAGGCUAUUUAUGCUUUUGUUGUUGUGUUUUAUGCCGUUAUAGGUACCCUUCGACCAGAUCUCAUUGAAAGUGCGUCAUCACUAGCAAGUAGCAAAGCCGACGCUAUCAAAACUCACCAUAACGACACGGAAUUAGUUAGAAAUUUACGAGCAAAGGUGAGCGCACAAAAAUCUUCGAGAUAUUCCUCCGCAAAGUCGCGAGAUUUUUACAGACCCCUGACGUUUGCAGGAGACUAAUCGGCUCGUGACGUUUUGUUCAUGUACAUGUAUGGUAGGUACGUUGUAGUCUCCCAGGCAGCCGUUUUUUGGAUGUCACGCAACACUCCCCCAAAAGAACUUUUUGGGGGGGAGCGUUGCGUGAUAUCCAAAAAACCGCUGCGAGGGAGACUAUAUGGUAGGGGAGCUCUCCACGAUACAAACGUCUGAAAAAUAUAACGCACUUUAUUUGAGUGUCAACGUGUUUAGUACGAAAGUUCUAGAGGCGCUCACUAUUUUGGGACCGCAAUUUUACUCGGUUAUCAGAGGCAGGCGAAAGUCUGCCAUUUGCAUGACUAAGGCAGUACUUCUUAGUUUGUUAGACCCUGAAGGGGAAUCGGGAAUCGAACUUGCCACCACGCGCUCUGUAGUGAAGUGCUCUACCGACUGAGUAUAGGGAACUUAAGCACCAGACGUUCUUGGUACCACGGACGCCAACCGGAAGUAUUUUUGCAGCAUGACAGCCAUUGCGCAUGUCAAGACGUUCUUGAGCUGCGAUUACGGACUUCAAAACGCGAGUUCUCAGGUUGAAACCAGAGGUUCCAAUUCUGUGUUCUUCGAAGAGUGAAAUUCUCCGUCUGAAAUCAUGUUUUCUUCGUAAGAAAGAAACAAAACUUAACGCAAAUCUUUGAAAGGCAUUUUCAACUGAAUUAUUCUGUCGGCGUUCGUGAUGGUUUCACGUUGUUUUGCUUAAUGAUUUGCAUUUGGCAUGCGAACCGCGUCCUCGAUCCAGUUCUGCGCGGCCAGCUAUGCCGUUACUGAAUCAAGAACGUCUGGUGCUUAAAUUCCCUUAUAUCCUGCAUCGGCGACUUUGUCGAGGUUUUCAUCAAUCGCUUAUUUGAUAACCUUGAAUGUGGGAGAAAAAAUUACGGUGUUUUAUUAUGUGCGAAUUCUGGAAAAGUAUUGAAUUUUGCGUGCAAAAAUCUGUACGAACGUUUUGAAUAAAAUCCCCUAGUAAAUGAACAUUGGACUGCAAUAAGCUGCAAGUUCAAGCAACGCGGGGUCAACGAGCCAACUUUGAGAUAAACGCCUAGGACCUUUAAUAUUUAGAAGAUAUAGUACCCGACCGAACUUGAAAUACUUGUUUUUAUUUCUUUCCAGGGACGAGUUAUCGAACCAUUAGCAGAUUUCCAUAAAGAUGAAGUCAGAGCUCUGGGGAGGGAUCUAGGUCUACCAAUAGAGAUGAUUCAAAGACAUCCAUUUCCUGGUAAGUUAUUGUCUUUGUUUGUUUUGCUUUGUUUUUUGCUGUCGCUAUUGUAGCUUUUUCAAUUUCUUAGGGUUUUAUCCGUUUUUCUUUGACCUUUUAUUUUUUAUUUCCAUGACUAAUAACAUUUUCUUUAAAGUCACAAAUGUCCGAAAUUUAAAUGUAUUUCUGAUCCCUGAAAUAGAUGACUUUUGCACUGGAUAGAAUUUACCUUGAAAGACGUAGCGAUAUUAAAUCUGGUCCUUUAAAAGAAAACAUUGCGUCAAAAGCAAUGCUUGCAUCUCACAAUCUAGAAGGAAUAAAAUAGAUAUCCUUUUAAAAUCCACAGACUUCAACAAAUCUCUGGGCGCCAUCUUGAAAGUUCUUUUUUUAUCUCCUUCAGGUCCUGGGUUGGCCAUUCGCAUCCUUUGCGGUGAUGAACCUUACCAAGGCAACGAUUAUGCUGAAACAAAUAUUAUUUUGGGGCAGAUUGUAGACUUUGUUACUGCCGUUAAAAAGGUAUGUGAAUGACGCUUUGUACCGGUAGAAUAAACACACGCUUGACGCUCGGUUCAUUCAAUUGAAUGCGAGAGGCUUAUUCGGCCUAUAUAUUAAAGUUACUCUGUUAGUAAAUGUUAUAUGCAUUUAUAUGUAAUUUAAAAAGUGAAGAAGUUAUUCCCUGACUGCACAAACAGCUUUUACGCACUCAUGAAUUGAAUUCAUUGACACAUCUUAUAAUGGUAACAAAAAUAUUCAUUAAAAAAUAACAGACAAAUCAUGAACAAAAGUGCCGUGUUAAUAACUUCAACCUAAACUUCUAUUUUCUAAACUGCUACGCAGCUUAAGGGAAAUUCUUUCGUCAUUUGUUUAUCAUACAUCUUAUAAUGGACAAUUUUAGCGCGCUCUGGUUCGAUCUGUGCGAGACCAACAAGAAAGCAUAGAGACGAAAAGCGGUUUUUUCGGAUUUCCAUACUUGCGUCGUUAAUUUCCGUUUUUGUUGGUAUAUUUUUUAAGUCGGUUGCAUAGAAACACCGGUGAUACUUUUUUGGAUGCUUUAUGCUUUGAUUGUAAUUGGCCGCUCCAGAAAAUACCAUAACAUACCACAAUACUCUUUGUUGGACACUCCAAAAUUUUGCAAUGACAAUAUGACAAUGUUUAUGGAAAAUUUUGGAGUGACCAACAAAGAGUAUUAUGGUAUGCUAUGGUAUUUUCUGGAGUGGUCAAUUCGCAACUUAAAAAACGAGAAGGGACCUGGAGCCGAAUUGUGUCCCGCAAUUGAUUUUGGGAUCGUUACUGGGGACGCGCCGGUCAGCUAUUGGUCCCCAGAAACAUUCCCAGAAGUCUUUGCAAAGGUUAACUCGACCCAGUCUCUUUCUCGUUUCUAAAGUGGUGAAUUCCUCUCUUUUGUGCUUAGCCUCAUUCACUGUUCAGUCGAGUUAAACUUAGUACUUCAGAGGACGACAGAGAAAAUCUAUUGGAGAUCACAUCAAAGUACAGAAUCGGCGCCACUCUCCUGCCAAUCAAAUCUGUGGGGGUCCAAGGAGAUGGCAGGACUUACAGCUAUGUUGUAGCGUUAUCAAGCAAUGAUUCACCCGACUGGCUUUCGCUGCUAUUCCUUGCUAAACUGAUACCUAAAGUUUGCCAUAAUAUUAACAGGUAAAUUCUUUCUGUCUUCUAAUAUUAACAAUAACAGUGUAUUACAUUUAACCGAUCAAGGUAACGAGAAGUAAAGAGAUGAACCUUUUCCGCAUUCCGCCUCAAGGUGGAUUUUUACUGUCGCGUAAUUUUUCCAAGCGUACGCACGUAAACUUUACGCGCGUAAAUGAAAUAGAGACAUGUAUGGAAGACGACAGAGCUGCGUGAAGAUUGGGAGCAAGUCAAAUUGAGGGAUUUUCCCUCGCGGCUCGUUCGGCAAGGCGGCUCCCCCCGCUAAGAAACUAGAGACGUUUAGAUUCGAGGACGAGAACCAGUACGUGUACGAGAUUUGAUUUAAAGUUUUUUCGCGUAGUGUCAAAAAAUAGACACCUUGGAAUUCUUCAUUGUACUUUUUUUCACCUGAAAAGUUAGCACUGUUAUCGGUUUUGAAGGAGGUUGAGCCUUCUCCCGAUUGCAAAAUGCUAAAACUUCUAACAUUUGAUAACUUAUUCCCGCGAAUACGACACUCUGGCUAAAACUUGUAGUAGAAUGACGACGGCUACCACGUUUUCCCGCCAAAAUGACGCUGGCUCACGCGCGAGCACCACUUACUAUUGAGAAAAUGUCGUACUCGUAGUCGUUCUCGUCUUAGAAUCUGAAGGUCUCUAGUACCUCGGGCACAGGUAAUCCCGCCAGCUACGCAGGUUAAGGUUUUGGAACUUGGCCAUGGCCUAUUGUGUUGAACGCCCGUGCAAACAUUCUCUUACUGGGGAGGUGAUCGGAAGGGGGUAAAUCUAAUCAAUAAUAAAUUACUUCAUUACAACUUGUUUGAGUUUUGUCACUUUUCUUUCAGAGUCUGUUAUACUUUCGGGAAAAGGAUCAAGUUCCAAAUUCAGGAAAUUACUCCCACGUUCUUGUCAACAGGCGUGAUUGGUACAGCGAGGCAAGCAGAUCACGUGGCCCACUCUGUACUUCGUAACCACGGUGUGUAAACUUUGCAAACUCAAUUUGAAGAACUUAACACCAGCCUGGCACCCAAAUGAAGCAUGUGGUAAAACGUUUAAGCCACAUGGCACUUAAAUUGCUGCAUGAACUGAGAUCCCUGAGACUGUAGUCUGCGAAGUGAUGUGUUCAUGCCUGAUUCUAUUGCCUGCAACACCCAUAAUAUUGUUUAUGCUCUUGUACACUACAUAGUUUCUACCCUCGUUAAAAUAGUCAAUGCGUUUCUGUGGUAUUCUGGGGAAGUGCUUCUCUGAGGUAACCAGGGGGCUGUUUUGUGACUGCUUUGUAUUUGAAUUGCUCUGCUUUAUGAUUCGCUGAAGGAUUUCGUGCCUUUUUCUUAGCCAAUCAGGAGAAAACCCCAAACAAAUCACGUGACUUGCUCACACGCGUUUUCCCGCCGGACUGUCACUCGCGGCACGCAUCACCUUCAAGAUAUAAUUGGUUCAUUUGAAUGUCUCCUCGUGUCAUGAUUGAUCAGAAGCAUUGCUAAGGUUUUGCUUUUACGAUGCUCUUUUGAAAACAGCCAUAAUAAUUGAUCACUGCAUUAUUCUCGCAGGUUUAUUGGCUCAGAUCAGCCAGAUGCCCAUCGUAUUAAUACCCGUUCACUUUGACCGUGAUCCGAUAGACCACAUUCCAUCGUGUCAGCGGUCUGUGGUGAUAAGAACGUUUAUUACAAAUGACUUCAUGACUGGGGUACCCGCCACACCUGGAAAGCACAUCCCUAUAGAGGUAAGCGGCUCUGAUAUCCGUGAUGGUUCAAGGCAACCCGGUGUUUAGUCUCGAAUAGUCUCUCUCGCAGCCGUUUUUGGAUGUCACGCAACGUUCCUCCAAAGGAAGAACGUUGCGUGACAUCCAAAACACGGUCUCGAACAACUCUAGCCUUAUCAAUUCUGUAAUGUUUCUUGGAAUUUCUUCUCAAAACGGCAAAUUCUUUGGUUUUCACCAAAACGGGCGCCUCGAGUUAGUAUUUACCGUUGUUGUCAUUUUCUUGAAAUCUCUUUACGCAUUUCUUAAGGGAGAUUACCAUUGGGCAGAGUUUGGGGGCCAGACUAGCCUGCGUAGCAGGCGCUUGGAAGUAGUGGGCGAAAGAGAGAGCGGGCGAGGGAGACACGCCUCCCCUCGCGUGUCUCCUUCUCGCGCACCCGUUUUUUCUUGUGCCCACUGCUUCCAAGCACCUGCCACGCAGGCUAUGGCCAGACCUGUCCAAUAGACCUGUUCGGCUAACUCAAUGUUGUACCCAAUUCAAAUCUGUCGGGGUUAAGAUUCUUUGUGUAUUGUAUUUGCAUUAUGAUGUGGCAUUCACAUUUAAAUGAUAUGGAAAUUCCUGAAACAAAACGUUUUAUUCCCAAAGGCUUUGAAUUGGGUACAACAUUGAGUUAGCCGAAUAGGUCUACGGUAAGGAGAGUUCUACUAUUAAUCAGGACCAUCAGUUGGUAUACACAGAUGCGAUGGGUUUGAGGGAAUUUUUGAAAAGACUAAUGCGUAUUUCAUUUUCAAAUUACUUGUCUGGCCAACCAGUUCUGGCUUUCUUUUAAGCGCCAUUAGGUGACACUUAUAGCUCUAACUCUGGUCAGAACUAGCCGACCAGAUCACCCCUUUUGUAAAAAGAAUUCCACUGUUAUGUGUUCUUCUCCUCAGGUUUUGAAUGAAAUGGUUGAAUCUUUACAAGACAUUCAAGGAAUCUCGCGUGUUCUGUAUGAUUUGACCGCCAAACCGCCAGGAACAACCGAAUGGGAAUAA